Molecule: messenger RNA, 5297 nt
Organism: Scylla paramamosain (green mud crab)
Lineage: Eukaryota; Metazoa; Arthropoda; Malacostraca; Decapoda; Portunidae
Product: cGMP-specific 3',5'-cyclic phosphodiesterase-like
Biological process (GO): signal transduction
Molecular function (GO): protein binding; 3',5'-cyclic-nucleotide phosphodiesterase activity
Source: RefSeq, a predicted model, not a curated record
AUGAUGGAGGUCUUCAAGUGGUACAGGGGACACAACAAGGCGGCACAGUCUUGUUUGACAGCUCCCUACAGCCUGGGCACUAACAGCCUGACCACUGAGUCUGUCUACAGCCUGGGCACUAACAGCCUGACCACUGAGUCUGUCUACAGCCUGGGCACUAACAGCCUGACCACUGAGUCUGUCUACAGCCUGGGCACUAACAGCCUGACCACUGAGUCUGUCUACAGCCUGGGCACUAACAGCCUGACCACUGAGUCUGUCUACAGCCUGGGCACUAACAGCCUGACCACUGAGUCUGUCCAGUCAUGCACCACUCUGUCUGAGAACCAAUUCCUUCCUGUCUCUUUGUUAAUCCAACUUUAUCAGUAUGACGCAAGCCAGGGGUCCGGCAGUCCUUCCUUCUCCUCUGACCUCUCCCCGAGUGAGAGGGGCGCCACACCUGACCUGCCGGAGGAACAGGUGGAGGCGUACUUGGACAGACACCCUCACCUCGUCGAGAAGUGGCUGAGGGAGAGGACGCCUUUUGGGGCCUUCAGGAACAUCCGUGGCGGGCGCAGUCUCCUCUCUACGGACUCAGAGGCGAGAGAAAGCCCCACUUCCGGGACACCAACAGAGGGACAAAUACAUCUUGUGGCUAAUUAUUCUUAUCCUAGCAGAAGGAACUCCAUUAGCUCCUGGUUGUCUCCAAAGGCCAAGGCGAAGAAGGUGGAGCGUCUGACGGAGCCUGAGCUGUUCAUGGAGUUGAUCCGGGACAUAAGCACAGAGUUGGACAUUGACACCCUCUGCCACAAGAUCCUGGUCAACGUGGGUCACCUCACCAACGCGGACAGGGCCUCUCUCUUCCUCGCCCAGGGCCCCAGACACAACAGGAUGCUGGUAGCGAAAUUGUUUGAUGUUACGGUGGAUACAGUGCUGGAAGAGGCUCUCUCGAACGCCGCGGAGAAGGACAUUCUUCUACCGUGGGGCGUGGGCAUCGUGGGGCACGUCGCCAACACCAAGGAAGUCAUCAACGUGAAGGAUGCGUACCAGGAUCCCCGCUUUGACGCCAGCGUGGACAGAAGGACAGGCUACAGGACCAUGAGUGUGCUGUGUAUGCCUGUCUGUAACUACGAGGGCGAGGUGGUGGGCGUGGCGGAGAUCAUAAACAAGAAGAACGGGUCGUGUGAAUUUACGGGGCAGGAUGUGGAGGUGUUCCGCAGGUACCUCACCUUCUGCGGCAUCGGUAUACAGAACGCCCAGCUCUUUGACAUGUCCGUACGAGAAUACAAGAAAAACCAGCUGCUGCUACAACUCGCACGCGGGAUCUUUGAGGAGCAGCUGUCCCUCGAUAGACUAAUGACGAAGAUAAUGACGGAGGCGAGAGAGCUGCUGAAGUGUGAGAGGUGUUCCGUGUACCUUCUGGACCAGCAGACUGUACAAGAUAAUGAACCAAAGUUAACUGAUGAUGCCACGGACACCUUAGUCAUCAGGCAGGUGAGCUGUCUUCGAGGGACGGAGGUUGUCAGAUCACCCCAGCCCUCCUCCAGCCAGCUUGCCGCCUCCGUGCACGCCAGGCUGGCCAACUAUGUGUCCAGCACGGGCCAGACGGUGAACAUCAACAACGUCAUACAGUGGCUGGGGGCGCCCUUGGAGGACCAGGGACUAAUGACGCACAGUGUUCUCACCAUUCCAAUCUUCAACGCCUCACGCAAGAUACUCGGCGUGGCGCAGCUCAUAAACAAGGAGAGCGGGUUACAGUUUUCUGACUAUGACAUCAGCACUUUCGAGGCCUUUGCAAUAUUCUGCGGCCUAGGCAUCCAGAACACCCAGGCCUACGAGAAGGCGUGUCGUCUGAUGGCGCGGCAGCAGGUGGCGCUCGAGUGCUUGAGUUACCACGCCACAGCGGCACAAGACGACACGGAACGACUUAAGACGGCGGAAAUUCCUACAGCGGCUGUUUUCGAUUUGUACAACUUCGACUUCUGUGACAACGUGCUGACUGAUGACGAAACAUGCAAGUGUGUCAUUAGAAUGUUUAUGGACCUCCAUCUCCUCAACACUUACCACAUUCCAUACGAGGUUUUGUGUCGCUGGCUUUUGAGUGUGAAGAAAAAUUAUCGCCCAGUAAAAUACCACAACUGGAGGCAUGCUAUCACUGUGGCCCAGACGAUGUUCGCUAUGCUGAAGACUGGGAAGAUGGAGCAGUUCAUGACGGACUUGGAGAUGCUUGGUCUCCUGGUGGCCUGUCUCUGCCACGACCUUGACCACAGAGGGACAAACAACAGCUUUCAGACCAAGACAGACUCACCACUAGCCAUUCUCUACUCUACCUCGACCAUGGAGCAUCACCACUUCGACCAGUGUGUUAUGAUUCUCUCCCAAGACUCCAACAAUAUCUUCCAGUGCCUACAGCCGGAGGACUACAGGCGCGUCAUGACCUUGGUGGAGAACGCGAUCCUUAGCACAGAUAUGGCAAUGUAUUUCAAGAAGAAGAACACUUUUCUGGAACUUUCAGACAACGGGGAGUUUGACUGGCAGAGCGAGGAGAAAAAGAACUUGCUGUGUGGGAUGAUGAUGACAGCUUGUGACGUCUCAGCCAUCGCCAAGCCGUGGGAGGUGCAGCACAAGACGGCAAAACUUGUGGCCGAUGAAUUUUUUGAACAAGGAGAUUUGGAGAGACUGCAACUAAACGAACAGCCUAUUGCAAUGAUGGACAGAGAGAAGAAAGACGAACUCCCCAAAAUGCAAGUUGGUUUUAUAGAGGCCAUCUGUUUGCCUCUGUAUAAGGCGCUGUCAGAGUCCUUCCCGUGGGUGAAGCCUCUCUACGAUGGAUGUGCCAGUAACUUGUACCACUGGAAGACCUUGGCGGAGCAGGUGGACAUGGGCCUCACCUGGAUUGACCACGAGUACAUUGAUAAGCCUGUGGAGAGGAAUAACAGAGCUGUCACCAGCAAGAUAACACUGAACCCCAAACCGUCAGCUGGCUCCACGACAUCCCCCUCGCCGCCCAAGGAUGACAGCUUGGGCCGCCACAAACAAGUCAAGACGUGUAGCAAGUUGAGGGGGCGUCUGUGCGUCCUCCUGUGACAGAGAAGCUAAGCCAAUCACUGACGCCGCCUGCUGCCCGCCUCGCCACGUGAUUGGUCCAGGCCACUCAGCGAGGACAGUGGCGUUUGUUUACAUAGAGGCCACUCAGUAGGGAUAUUUUCACGGCCCCGAUAAAUGACAAAAUUUCGUGUUUUUUUUUUGUUUUCUUUUAUUUUUGUGUGUUUUUCGAUGUGUUUGUGGAAAAUAUGUUUUUAAUUGUUUUUUUUUAGGUGUUUUUUUUUCUCUCGGUUUAUAAAUGUGUGUUUUAGAUAGGUGUUUUAAAAGUGGUAUAGUGUGUGUGUGUGUGUGUGUGUGUGUGUGUGUGUGUGUGUGUGUGUACAACCUCAGUGUUAAUGUUGUUAUUGCUGUUGUUAACACUAAUAGUAAUAAUAAUACUGAUAGUAAUAGUAAUAAUGAAAAUGAAGACAAAAUAACUACUUCUACACUUAAAUAAGUAAAAAGGAGAGAGAGGCUGUGUUUAGAAGUUAGGCAUUUACUUAUAAUUGUGUGUAAUGGUUACUUACAUAGCUGUUCCAUAUAAGUAGACGGGUAGAUUACUUAAUAGAUAAAUGAUAGAAAAGUAAAAAAAAAAUAACAAAAAAUAGUGAGGUUUUUGAAUGAAAAGAAAAAAAGGAAAGGGUUUUUUUUUAAUGAGGAAAGUUGACUAGGGUUGUGAUGACAAAAUAAACAAGUGGAUUUUAAAGAGAAGAGGAAAAAGACAAAAAAAAAAAAACAAGGAAAAAAACAAAUUAAUUUUAAAAAGAAGAGGAAAAAAAUGAGAACAGGAAAAAAAAAAAGAUGAAAUUUUAAGAGGAAACUGAAUAACUUUUAAUGAGGAGAAAAAAAUAAUAUGGUUUGAGGAAAAAAAUGAAAAUAAAAAGAAAAUAAGACAAAAAUGACAAGAAGAGACAAGGACAAGAUGAUGAAGAAGGCAAAGAGAAACGUACGAUUAGUGAAAGGGGGGAUGGAGAGAAAUCGCGAUAAAUGAAAGGAUAUAUGAGAAAUGUGAUGAAAUUAAUGCAUAGGAGGAAAAAAAAAACUCGUGAAUUAAGGAGAUAGAAAAAAUCGUGAUAAAGCAAGUGAAUAAGGAAAUGAGAGAGGAGAGAGAAAAUAAGAAAUGUACGAUAAUUGAAAGGGAACGAGAGAAAAGUGAUGAAAGACGUGCAUAGGAAAAAAAAAAAACACUAACUCGUGAAUGAAGGAGAUAGGAAAGACGUGAUGAAUGAAAGGAACAGAAGGAAAAGACAUUUACAUGAUGAGAAACAGGAGAAAACGUGUGAUAAUUGAAAGGACAUAGGAUAGAAUGUGAUAAAUUUAGUGCAUAAGGAAAGAAAAACAAUUAUAGAAGGACGGAGAUGGAAAUUAUGUGAUAAAAGGAAGGGAAUGAAGGAAAAGACGAUAAUCAGAGAAGGACAGAGACAGAUAGAGAAGAUAAAAAACAGUGAAUAAGGAAACAAACAAUAACGAAUGAAGGAGAAAGAUAAAUAUGAAGAAAGAACAGAAAUAUAAGGAAAAAUAGUGAAUGAAGGAAUUGAGAGAAACUGUGAUAAGAAUGAAGAGAGAGAGAGAGAGAGAGAGAGAGAGAGAGAGAGAGAGAGAGAGAGAGAGAGAGAGAGAGAGAGAGAGAGAGAGAUGUGAUAAAUUAAGGGAAACAGGAAAGUGGUAAUAAACAAAUGAAAAACAAAAAAAAUAUAUAAUAAAAAGAGGGCAAGAGGAAAUGAGAUAAAGAAAAACAGGAAAAGAGAUACGUAAUACAAGAAUAACGAAUGAGGGAAGUGGAGGAAUAGGCAAUAAUUAAUGGAAAACUCGAAAGAAAAUGUAAUUAAAACAAAGGAGAAAAAAAUAAUUGUAGAAAAAAAGAAAUGAAAGAAAAAAAUGGAAAAAGGAAAUGAGAGAGAGAGAGAGAGAGAGAGAGAGAGAGAGAGAGAGAGAGAGAGAGAGAGAGAGAGAGAGAGAGAGAGAGAGAGAGAGAGAGAGAGAGAGAGAGAGAGAGAGAGAGAGAGAGAGAGAGAGAGAGAGAGAGAGAGAGAGAGAGAGGUAAGAAAGCAAGAAAGCAACAGAGAUCAAAUAAACACAAACAAACAAACAAACAAACACAAAAUAAACAAACAAAUUUAGUCUUGUUGUUCUUAAGCAAAACAAACAAACAAGAAACACACAAAUAACAAACAAACAAAGCAAAACACACAAAAAACACGAAGAAACGAAAACAAACAAACAAACAAACAAAA